GCCCGGGCUGAGCCAGUCGGUUCCGAGUUCUCUGUCCCCAAUGGGGACGUCUGCCCCCACACUUCUCAGGCCGGAGGUGCAGAGAUCAGUCCAGUUUGUUCACCUUCGCGUCCCGGGGCUCAGCCAGCACUGCAAGGUUCACAGAAGGUGUCCAACGAGUGUGGCCCAGAGCACUCUGCGUGCGGGUAGCGCGCUCCGUCCCGCGUGCUUGUCGCCGCGCCCAGGUUGAGUGCUUUCACGCACCUGGUUCCACCCCCACAGGGAAUGUGCAGGGAGCGCUGGGCCGCAUUCCCCAGAGGGGGAAACGGAGGCACAGAGAGGAAGAGCUGUCCUUCCCCUCCACAAUCGUGGGUCUCGCCCUGUCCCUGUGGGCAGGGCCCUGGCAGUUUCCUGGGACCAACAGAGGCCUUGGCAACGCGCGCAGCAGUGCUUGUGGUGGCAGCGGCAGCCACAGGGAGGCCAGGCGUGGAGGCAAUACCCGGCUCGGAGCAGGCCAGGGUCCCCUCGCCUAUGGAGCAUACAGCCACCACAGGCCCCAGGCCAGGACCUCCCUUUCGGCGGGUGGAGAAUGUUGUGCCACGAGCCAAGGACUGGCUGCCAGGAGCUCCUGGGGGCACCGCAGCCUGGGCCACCAGCCUGGGGGCAGAGGUCCCGCCAGGUCUAGCGCUGAGUGAGGAGCAGCAGCUGCAGAUCUCCAAGGAGCUCAUUGACAUUCAGAUCACAACCCACCGCCUGCAGGAGCAGCACGAGGCUGAAAUCUUCCAGCUGAAGAGUGAGAUCCUUCGGCUGGAGAGCCGGGUGCUGGAGCUGGAGGCUGACCCCCGGCACUGCCGGGCACCAGCCCAAGGGCGCAGACACAAACCCCAGGAGCCUGGACACUCUGAUGACCGCAGACUCCAGGUCACGGUGCAGCCCAAGGACUUCACUAGUCCCCAGAACAAGCAGCAGAGGCUGGGGAGUGGCGUGAGUGUGCAGCCCCCUAGCUCAGGGGAGAGGGCAGCACAGGGGACCCCAAGCCUAGGCUCUCAUCCACCAGCCUUGUGUGCCCCACAGCUGCUGGGGGGCCAGGGGCAGCUUCAGGAAGAAGUAAAGUGGGCACUGGAGCGUCAGGAGGCCCGGCAGCAGGCACUGGAGACUCGUGUGGCAGCCCUGGGCCAGCAGCUACAGGGAGCCCGAGAGGAGGCCAGGGCAGCCGGGCAUCAACUGGCCACACAGGCUGUGGUGCUAUGCAGCUGCCAGGGCCAGCUCCGCCAGGCAGAGGCUGAGAAUGCCCGGCUGCAACUGCAGCUCAAGCAGCUGAAGGAGGAGUACGUCCUGCGGCUGCAGCGCUGUGCCCGGGAGGCGGUGGAGCGCGCAGACAGUGCAGGCCAGGAACCGGCCAGCACGACUCUCCGGACAUUCCUGGAAGCCACUCUGGAGGACAUCCGGGUAGCGUACCGCGGCCGUGAACAGCAGCUGGCCCGGGCCGCCCGCACCUAUCAAAAGCGGCUGGCAGACCUGAGCCGCAGGCAUGAGGAGCUGCUGGGUGCCUACAGGGCACCUGGGAACCCCAAAGCUACUUUAGAUGCAGCUAGCUCGGACCUGGAACCACUGCCCAUGCCACUGGUCACUGACUUCAGCCAGCGGGAGGACCAGCAUGGCUGGCCUGGGGCGCUGCUCUCAUGCCCACAGAAGGGACCCAGUGAUGCCACCCAGAGGGGAGCGUCAGAGCCACAGGGUCUGCAUGCUGAAUCCUGGGCCCAGAUCCACCAGAAGCUCCGGGACUUUUCCCGCAGCACCCAGAGCUGGAACGGGAGCGGGCACAGCUGCUGGUCCGGGCCACGAAGGCUGAAGAGCAACUUUCUGAGCUGCAGGAGUACGUGGAUCAGCACCUGGGCAGGUACAAGCAGGAAAUCCUGAGGCUGAGGAAGCUGGCCAGUGCAGGGGACCCCUGGAAAGUGGGGGCUGUGCCUCCAGCCAAGCCCCAGAAUCCAAGGACCGGCAGCUACUAGCUCGUCUCCUGAGGAGCAGAGCAGAUCCCGUCACAGCCAGCCCAGAGCCCUCCCAGCCAGCCCCCCCACCAAAACAUGAAUAAGGAUAGAACCCA
This is a messenger RNA of Cebus imitator (Panamanian white-faced capuchin), 2086 nucleotides long. RefSeq names its product coiled-coil domain containing 78 (gene CCDC78). NCBI's taxonomy places the organism in Eukaryota, Metazoa, Chordata, Mammalia, Primates, Cebidae. The record is from RefSeq and is a predicted model, not a curated record. Gene Ontology annotation, cellular component: cytoplasm. Bases 265 to 1899 code for a protein of 544 amino acids. The transcript is spliced from 13 exons.